AUGGAGCUGCGAAAAGUCUUUUCUGCCUUAUUCAUCAAAUCCGAGGACUCUCCAGCACGCUCGCGGGAUGCCACCCUGUAUCUGAUGCGAUGCAUCUUUCUUAUGGGUGUACGAAAACCUCCCGGAAAAUUCUUCGUGGUAUACGUCCUCUGGUCCUUCGCCCUAAACUUCUGCUCCACGUUUUACCAGCCCAUUGGCUUCCUCACGGGCUACAUAAGCCAUCUUUCCGAGUUCUCACCGGGGGAGUUUCUUACAUCGCUGCAGGUAGCCUUUAACGCUUGGUCCUGUUCCACCAAGGUGCUAAUUGUGUGGGCGCUUGUGAAUCGUUUUGAUGAGGCUAAUGACAUCCUCGACCAGAUGGAUAAGCGCAUCUCACAGCCGGGCGACCGAAUGCACGUUCACCGCGCUGUUAUGCUUAGCAAUCGCAUAUUUUUUUUUUUUAUGACAGUCUACAUGGUUUAUGCCACGAAUACAUUCCUCUCGGCGAUCUUCAUUGGAAGACCUCCCUACCAAAACUACUACCCCUAUUUGGACUGGCGUUCAAGUUCGCUGCACUUGGCUCUGCAGGCCGGUUUAGAAUACUUCGCAAUGGCUGGAGCAUGCUUCCAGGACGUCUGUGUUGAUUGCUACCCCGUGAACUUCGUUCUCGUACUGCGCGCCCAUAUGUUUAUAUUUGCGGAGCGCCUUCGACGUCUAGGCACUGAUCCCUUCGAGAGUCAAGACCAGCGCUACAAGCGUCUAGUUGAGUGCAUACAAGAUCACAAGGUCAUACUUCAAUUUUUGGACUGUUUUAUAUUCCCUUUAAUCGAGAUUUCCACUAGCCCAAAUUAA
This is a messenger RNA of Drosophila eugracilis, 831 nucleotides long. Its product is annotated as odorant receptor 42a-like. Lineage: Eukaryota; Metazoa; Arthropoda; Insecta; Diptera; Drosophilidae. The record is from RefSeq and is a predicted model, not a curated record. The coding region runs from base 1 to 831 and encodes 276 amino acids. Gene Ontology annotation, cellular component: membrane. The transcript has 2 exons. Gene Ontology annotation, molecular function: odorant binding; olfactory receptor activity. Gene Ontology annotation, biological process: sensory perception of smell.